CCUGGGGGAGGCGGUCCCCAUCCACGGCCGAGGAAACUUCCCCACUCUGUCCGUGCAGCCGCGGCAGAUCGUCCAGACUGGAGAAAACUCUGAUUUGUGCUGGUUUGACUUCAAAUGUUUGAACUGGACACGUGCCAUGGCCCCUCCACAUUUCCAGCCACUUCUACACACUGGCUGGAUCACAUUUCACUUCUCCUGGCAUGUCUCUUAAUGGCAAAAUAAAUGCCAUGAUAGAAUUUCAGAAUGAACAUAUAGCGUCUUCCGAAGUCUUUUUAUUCUGCUCAAAUCUGCCAUAUAUAUUUUUAAGUGAAUCACAUGACAACGAAGCUUGAUGAUGUAGUUUUGCAUCACAAGAGGUAUGUCUGAGAGUGUGGACCUUUGUCCCAUUGCAAGGUUGGAGGGAUACACCGGCUGCAAUAACAUCCACUGCAGCAUCACGAAGUUCUAGAGUCCAAGAUGUGACAGGGCUGUAACUGUAGGUCAGAGAUAACGAUGCUCUGGUCUCAACUUCAAAGGGAGGGACACACUGUACCUCAACUCCUUGCACACCCCCCCACCCCACACACACUUUUUUUUCUUCUAUUUUUUUCAAGGAAUGAUUAGGACUUGGCAAGAUUUGUAACGCUAGCAGAGGCCUCCCUGUGCUUCCACAGACGGGGCUUAAUCUCUCACUUGUAAUCAAGUGUGUCCGGCUACCUGUCGUCAGAGGCCAGCGGGAGGAAAGGUGUCAACUGUAGGCCAAACCCUGAAUGUGGCUCCGGCUGCGCUGACCGAGCGCAUGAACGCCACAAUAUUAUUGCUUCUGAUUGGAAUUUGAACCUCAUCUGCACCACUUUAUGGCUGAAUGGUUACAAUGCUAUUACUGCCAAGUGAUGCAGUUAUGAUCUUAUCUGUUCACACUCUCCUGGCUGGAGGGUUGACUUGCCUUUUUAUAAAAUGUUUGUAUGCAGUAUGUAUAAAUAGAGCCAGAUUGUUAUCUGAUCACCAUGGGAGAGAGUUAACAGACUCUAAUCUGAGAGGUCGUGGCUGUGGGGAGAUUUAGGAUUUUGUUAGUGUGUGACAACUAUUUGUACUUCAGGUUUUACGUGUUUGAACAGCAAAUUUAUUGUCAGGCAUUUGUUUGUUUUUGUUGGUCUGCUACGUGCAUUGGUGCCUUCACUGAGUAAAUAUUUAACAUCUUAAAUGAGUUGUCGAGGUGGCUGCCGCUCAGAUGGAGCAGCGGGUCUUCCUCUAAACGGAAGAUCGGUGGUUCUAAUCGAGCUGCUAUAUAAAUCCAGUCCAUCAUACCAUUCAGAUCUUAGUUUCCUCUUAACGCUUUGAUUGCUUCCAAAUGUUUUGAAAACAAUAAUAAAGUGUUUAUGGCACGUGUCAAGUAUAUUUUCCCUUCAGGUGACUAAGCUGACUAUGUUUGUCUUAUUUUAGACACAUUUCCCCGUUGUGACUGCUAGCAGUGAUGUUGGCACAGCAUGUUCAGCUGUAGAUCAUCCUCUAAUGUGGCCGCACUGAGCCGAGACAGUUUAAAUGGGUCACUGGGACAAAGAAGGGAAUAGCCACUGACCCUUCAUGACCUGAGGUCAUGACGUUGAGCCUGAAGUUUUUUUUUCCUUUUAAGGUUACACAUCAAUGGUCCUGCCACUGGUGUGCACUUUUAGGAUUAUAGAUCUGUUUGUGAUGAGAUAAGACAAUCUGACACAGUAGUAGAUUGACCUGGAGCAUAGAGUUCUGCUGCGCUUCAGGUUCAAUUCAAACUGUAGCUGGUGGUGGUUAAAUGGAUUUUUGUAAGCAGCAAUAUUGAUCUUUCCAUUAUGAGGUAUUGAUUUCCACUAGUCCCACGUCGAGUUUAUUUGCAACUAAGAGCAUAGUUUUUCAAUUUCUCUUUUUCCUCCAAAGGGAACCAGUGUAAAUUAAUGCAUUUCCUUAUCAUGCUGUGUCUCUGUCUCAUCUCUGUUCAGGUGGUGCGGGCGAGGCUGGAAGAGAGGGGUGUGUGCGUUAAAGACGUGAGGCUGAACGGCUCCGCUGCCAGCCAUGUGCUCCAUCAGGACACUGGACUGGGCUACAAGGACCUGGACCUGAUCUUUGGCGUGUCGCUGAAAGACGACCAGGCCUUCCGUCUGGUGAAGGACGUCGUGCUGGACUGCCUGUUUGACUUCUUGCCAGCCGGAGUCUCGAAGGAGCGCAUCUCGGCACUGACCCUCAAAGAGGCCUACGUACAGAAACUAGUGAAAGUCUGUAAUGACACGGACCGCUGGAGCCUCAUCUCGCUGUCCAACAACACUGGCAAGAAUGUGGAGCUAAAAUUUGUGGACUCUUUGCGGCGGCAGUUUGAAUUCAGCGUGGACUCCUUCCAGAUUUGCCUCGACUCUCUGCUGUUGUUCGACCGCUGCUCAGAGACGCCCAUGUCUGAGAGCUUUCACCCCACUGUAAUCGGCGAGAGUGUGUACGGGGACUUCAAGGAGGCCAUGGACCACCUGUGUCAGAGGACCAUAGCAACGCGCAGCCCGGAAGAAAUCCGAGGGGGCGGCUUAUUGAAAUACUGCCACCUGCUGGUCCGAGGGUUCACGCCGACGUCGGAGUCUGACAUGAAGCACUUGCAGCGCUACAUGUGCUCGCGCUUCUUCAUUGACUUCUCUGACAUCGGAGAACAGCAGAGGAAACUGGAGGCCUACCUGCAGAACCACUUUGCUGGGAUGGAGCACAAACGAUACGAGUGCCUGAUGACCCUUCACCAAGUGGUGAACGAGAGCACCGUGUGUCUGAUGGGCCACGAGCGGCGCCAGACGCUCAGCCUCAUCUCCAUGCUGGCGCUGAAGGUGCUGGCGGAGCAGAACGCCAUCCCCACUGUAACGAAUGUCACGUGCUACUACCAGCCGGCUCCGCACGUGCAGGACAUCAACUUCAGUAAUUACUACAUUGCACAUGUGCAGCCGCCACAGUGCAGUAAUUCAUAUCGGACGUGGCUGCCCUGUAGCUGAACUGGCUGGAGGUGGACUGAAGAUAAUUAAAGAAAAUUGAAAAAAAAUGAAACUCAUUCAUGCCAAAUGUGACUUGACAAUCCUGUACUGCUGUACAUCUGAUUGAGCCGACAUACAUUUUUCUCUUGCAAAACAUCUGUGCGAUUGCUGGUCAUUUCUGAGAUGUAGCGAUAUCAUCUUUAAGUAUUAAAGUCUUUAUGAAGCUUUAUAUAUGUCAAAUUAUUUUUUUUGAAGAAACGAACCUUGAAGCUGGUGAUAUUUUCAUAGUCUGGCUUUAUUAUUAUUAUUUUCUUUUUUUAAAUGACAUACUGGACCAAAGAUGUAUUUGUUGUUCAGAAAGGGAAUGUUGUUAUGAUUCCAAGUGCCUAAAAUGAUCCUUGACAUGUUCUUAAAAAAAAAUAAACAUCUGUAAAGUGAGAACUGUGCAUUCAGUGUUUACUAUAGUACU
Messenger RNA from Cyclopterus lumpus (lumpfish), 3420 nucleotides. It is a transcript of the gene tent5ba, whose product is annotated as terminal nucleotidyltransferase 5ba. Gene Ontology annotation, biological process: mRNA stabilization. The transcript is spliced from 2 exons. NCBI's taxonomy places the organism in Eukaryota, Metazoa, Chordata, Actinopteri, Perciformes, Cyclopteridae. Bases 1908 to 2972 code for a protein of 354 amino acids. Gene Ontology annotation, molecular function: RNA binding; poly(A) RNA polymerase activity. The record is from RefSeq and is a predicted model, not a curated record.